Messenger RNA from Paramuricea clavata, 545 nucleotides. Lineage: Eukaryota; Metazoa; Cnidaria; Anthozoa; Malacalcyonacea; Plexauridae. The record is from the annotation of a GenBank genome assembly.
AUGAACGAUUUACCCAAAGUUGUUUCGAACUGUGACGUAGAAUCAUAUGUUGACGACACAAAGACGUUUAUAUCAUUUUUCUUAUCAGAAGCCGACCUUGGCCUGUUAAGCCUUUCCCAAGAUCUCAGAAGUAUAGCAGAAUGGUGCUGUUCUAAUAAGCUUCUAAUAAAUCCCUUGAAGACAGAGUUUAUGAUAUUUGGAAUGGAGAAAUCGAUAAAGAACCUGCCAAACUUAUCAAUUCCUUUUCUAGGAAAAAUAUUAACACUUGUCACAGUUUGUAAAGACGUUGGUCUCACUUUCGAUGCCACUCUGACAUUUGACGAUCAUAUCAAUUCAUUGACGUCGACCCUAACAUCAAGUCUGUGUCAAAUCAACAGAGUUCGACACUUGUUCAACAAGGAUGCCUUAUUGGUCAUGAUAAACUGCCUAGUAUUUAGCAAACUUUACUAUUGCUCCACGGUUUGGUCUGGCACCACCCAAAAGAACAUUAAGAAACUACAACGAGUACAGAACUUUGCAGCACGAAUCGUAACCGGAACUAGAAA